AUGGUCGUAUCGGAGCCGGGGCAGGAUUAUGACGGGAUGUUGACUAUCAUCAAGUGUGGUGGCAUCUCUGCUACCUUGUCUGGUGGAAUAAGACCGACUCUCCGGCUCCUCCUCCAAUAUCUCACACAAGUCGACAAGGUCAAGCUUAAAUGCUUCCCCAAGUCUCAAAUCCGUGACUGCUUCUACAUCAUUCUCACUGCAACCGAGCCAGAUUACCGCAAACAAGGUCUUAUGAGUGCUCAGACCAAGCACCUCCAGGAACAUGCCAGAAAGGUGGGCAAGCCCGUGUGGCUGGAAGCAACAUCACGAUACUCGAUGAGCCAGUUUCUCAAGCAUGGAUUCGAGCACAUAGAGGAUAUUAGACUUGGAAAGGGCAAUGUCAACGCCCAGGGAAAGAAGGAAAAGGGAGGUGAGGGCGUCUUGAUCGCGUGUAUGAUCUGGUGGCCUGAGGGUGUCGAAGAAGCUAUGAAUGAGAAGAAAGGUCUUCAGAAAAAGGACAAAGAGACUGAAUAG
This is a messenger RNA of Fusarium vanettenii 77-13-4, 513 nucleotides long. RefSeq lists its product as uncharacterized. The record is from RefSeq and is a predicted model, not a curated record. The transcript is spliced from 2 exons. Lineage: Eukaryota; Fungi; Ascomycota; Sordariomycetes; Hypocreales; Nectriaceae. The coding region runs from base 1 to 513 and encodes 170 amino acids.